AUGGCUACAAGUCUUCCACUACCAGCGUUACCCAAUCAUCCUGGUCGAGCAGCGUUAAUAUCUGGUGCUAAACGAUAUCCGGCGAGUCAAAAGAUUCCAAUUAGUAAUUGUUCAGCUUGUUCGAAUUCUGCUUCAUCGCCAACAUUUGACAAUGUUGAACAUAUUCGAAGUUAUUCAUUAUCACGUACUCAUUCCGAUCAAUCACCAAAUAUGAGUCAUCUAUUGUCAUCAAUACAAUCGGCCAAUCGCCGAACAUCGGUAUCUGAUGUCAAGGAAAAGUCGCGAAGAGCGAGUUCACAAUUGGUUAGAGCACCUAAAAGCUUGCGUGAAUGGCACGAACAACCGGUCAAUCUUCUUGAACAACCUUUUCUAUUAGAUAACGUAAACGUUCAAAUACUUUCACCACAUAGUGAACGAACACAUCCAAGCCUCUUGAGUGACAAUGCAAGAUCGAAAUCCGAAGAUAAUCUAAAUAAUGAACUUGAAGACGAUGAUGAUGAUCAUCAUCGAGCAAUACGUGUAUCAGAUGUGAAUGAAAAUUAA
Rotaria socialis is the source of this 543-nucleotide messenger RNA. The record is from the annotation of a GenBank genome assembly. NCBI's taxonomy places the organism in Eukaryota, Metazoa, Rotifera, Eurotatoria, Philodinida, Philodinidae.